AUGACGGCCACAACUCCCACAGCCAAACCACUACCACGCUCUAUCCCCAAGGACCUCUCCGGCAAACCCAUCCCGCAGAACCAGCGCUGGGCAUAUUCGCCCUCCUCCUUCACAAAUGGCAAACUACUCUCCAUCGCCGCUAAUGCGGUGGUCAUCGGUGCCUUCAUCUCAUUUAAUGCAUCCACUACCGGACACCAGUUGUACACAUACCUCGACACCACGUACGGUGCCUACAAAGUGAACGUAUGGGGCACAUUCAUCGUGACAUCGGUCUUCUUCUGGGCAUGGGCGGGGCUCUUUGCCCUCGCCGACUUAACAGGCUCUCCACGCUGGCUAUUCCAAUACAAAACGCAGCCCUUCACACGGGUCGCGGGAGCCGCGUACUUGCGCAUCGCAGCCGUCUCCCUCCGCAACCAAGUCCUCGUAGCAUUCCCAAUGCUCCUCCUAAGCACUCACCUAGGCCACGCCCUGCACCCCGUGGCACCAGAAUACCUCCCCAGCGCCACAACAACCCUCACAACGCUACUAUUCGACGUCGCCUGCACAGAAAUAGGCUUCUAUUAUAUCCACCGCACCCUCCACCACGGAUCGCUAUACCCGCUCUUCCACAAACAGCACCACGAAUUCACCGCGCCAGUCGGGCUGGCGGCAACGCACUGCUCCGCAACAGAGCAUGUCCUGUCGAACCUCCUCCCCAACGCACUGGGCACAUUACUAGUCCGCCACCACUGGUCGCAGGCGGUGUUUAUCUUCCUGUUUCUGGAGUUCAAUACCAUCUGCGUCCACUCGGGCUACAAUAUCCCCGGCCUGCCGUCGAAUCUGCAGCAUGAUUUCCAUCAUUUUGCGUUUACGGAGAAUUUUGGGCCCAUGGGCGUUUUGGAUACGCUUCAUUCGACCAAUAGGAGGUUCAAGAGUGUUUUGGCGGAAGCGAUUGCUAGGGCUGGGGGUAAUGAGGAGAGAGCGAGAGUUAUGGUGUUGGAGAGGUUGGCUAGGGCUGAGAUGGAAAUGUCCGACAAUAAGGAGUGA
Messenger RNA from Penicillium lagena, 1026 nucleotides. Its product is annotated as sterol desaturase family protein. The record is from RefSeq and is a predicted model, not a curated record. The transcript has a single exon. The coding region runs from base 1 to 1026 and encodes 341 amino acids. Gene Ontology annotation, biological process: sterol biosynthetic process. Lineage: Eukaryota; Fungi; Ascomycota; Eurotiomycetes; Eurotiales; Aspergillaceae. Gene Ontology annotation, molecular function: C-4 methylsterol oxidase activity; iron ion binding.